Peronospora matthiolae is the source of this 441-nucleotide messenger RNA. NCBI's taxonomy places the organism in Eukaryota, Oomycota, Peronosporomycetes, Peronosporales, Peronosporaceae. The record is from the annotation of a GenBank genome assembly.
AUGCGAUGUGCUGCCGAAGCAGCAAGAAAAGCGAUUGCACGCAUGCUUGCAGCCGAAGAGAAUUCUUCUUUUGCUUCAGCAGCAGGUGGUCCUUCGUCCGCUGUCGCUAUUCAGCAACAGGCGGUUCCUGUUGCGAACAGUCCACGUGGUGAGUCAUCACGUGCGACAGGUACAUCUGCUGCGUCUGCAGCGGGUACCUCGAAUCUUAAUCAAGACGAGUCUGUGAUAGAGCUUAUCAAUUCCGGCGAGUCGGAUGAUGCAUCCGUCUCGAAGGCGACACCUCACGCCCUCCGGAUCAUCUGGGGGGGUGGACCGCACAAGGAGCCAGAUUGUCUGUCCCUGGGGAACGUGGCGGCAUCAUGUCCAGGAUCUCCGGACCGAGCGAUUCAACCGACGAAUCCUCGUCUCACGCGAAUCCUCGUCUCACGCGAAUCCAGCUGA